This is a messenger RNA of Monosiga brevicollis MX1, 1833 nucleotides long. RefSeq lists its product as uncharacterized. The transcript has 4 exons. The record is from RefSeq and is a predicted model, not a curated record. Lineage: Eukaryota; Choanoflagellata; Craspedida; Salpingoecidae. The coding region runs from base 1 to 1758 and encodes 585 amino acids.
AUGGCGCACUCAGAGGAAGUCAUCACAAGCCGUCAACAUCAACAACAACAAAGACAUCUCUCUCUCUCCCUCUCUCUCUCUCUCUCUCUCUCUCUCUCUCUCUCUCUCACUCUCUCUCUCUCUCUCUCUCUCACUCUCUCUCUCUCUCUCUCUCUCUCUCUCUCUCUCUCUCUCUCUCUCUCUCUCUCUCUCUCUCUCUCUCUCUCUCUGCUCUCUCUCUUUUUAUUUCUGUCGCUGGCUCGAUCCCGGUUCCCACUCGACAUGGACUGGCGCGAUCAACCCCCGGACUGGCUCUCGCAAGGAGGCAAUUCGGGUAGCCUGGUCAACAAGUUUACCAACAUGUUUAGCGCAGGCGGUAGUUCGAGCAGUGCAUCCGCCAGCGCCGCCGCCAUGCCAUCCAGUGACCAGGUCGUGACGUCCCAAAAUUAUCGUCCUGCCUCAGUCACUUCCUCUGGUUCUUCCUCGGCCCGUCCUGGCAUUCAGCGCCGCCUGUCCCAGAGCGCUAUGACCGCUGUCGAUAUUGCCGAAGGCAUUGUCACAAACUUAAUGGGCCUCAUUGACGCCCUGCAAGAUGUGGCCCAGGGCGUGGAGCUCGCCCCCGACUCAGCUCAUCGCCAAACGAUCAAAGCAGCCGCCCAAACCCUGCCUCAACAAUUGAAUCGCCUCCUCGACACGGCCCAGCCCUCGCGACCGGCCUCGUCCCAGCGCCGGGCCUCCUUUGCUCGUCGCUCCUCCGUAUCACAGUCCUCGAUGCAACCCAUUCAGCAGCCCUCGUUUGACGACGGCAUGGAUGAGACCGAGCGCCGCCUUCGUGCUGAGCGUGAGCGCCAAGAACGCAUCAAACGUGGCAAUGCCGAUAGCCUGGGCCGCCCCCCGCCCAACUUCAAUCUGAUGCUCUCCCAGCCUGGACCGGUUCACCGCGAGGAAGACUCGAGCAUCGUAUACGAGGAAGAAACCCCAUCGAGCUUCCAGCAGCAGCAGCAGCAGCAGCAACAGUAUUACUCGUCUGCUGCACAAGAUGACGGGAUGGAUGAGACCGAGCGCCGCCUCCGUGCCGAGCGUGAGCGCCAAGAACGCAUCAAACGUGGCAAUGCCGAUAGCCUGGGCCGCCCCCCACCCAACUUCAAUCUCAUGCUCUCCAAGCCUGGUCCCCGCCGUACCUCCAUGAGUGACGUGGUGGUUGACGCAAUGGCCGCAACCGCGCAGCAGCAGUAUCAGCAACAACAGCAACAGCAACAGCAACAGCAACAGCAACAGCAACAGCAACAGCAACAGCAAGAGGCCCGAUCCUACCAACCUGAACCAGAGCCUCAGCCUGAGCCGGAAGAAGACUGGUCUCAUCUCGAUGAGACGGAGCGUCGUCUUCGUGCGGAGCGCGAGCGCCAGGAGCGUAUCAAGCGUGGAAAUGCCGACAGUUUGGGUCGUCCUCCGCCAAACUUCAAUCUCAUGCUCUCCAAACCCGGACCCGUACGUUCGACCAGCGUGUCCGAACAGCCCGAGUAUGAUAGCAUGCCACAGGACAAUUACGGUGGCGACGCUGCACAGGAACAGCCCCGUGAUUGGCGUGAGGCUCUCAAGCUCAAGAAGCAGCGUGAACGUGAGCAGGUCGUGCAGGCUGAGCGUCAGGCCAACGACGAAGAGGAGAACAAGUAUGCCCACUUGCCCCAGUGGAAGCAAGCCCUUCUCAAGUAUUUGCCUUGGUUGCUUCCCCAGACCGAGCACCGGUCGGGCAGCGUGUAUCCGUCUGGCUUUGACUGAGAGGCGUGGGUGCUGGCCGUCCCUCGUCGGAUAUCUUCCAAAUUCUUUUUUUCACGUAAUUUUAAGCUGACCCUU